GGCCGGCGUCCCGCCCGUCCGACCCUGUCUUCCAGUUGUGGCCGGUGCCUCGGCCCCCAGCUCAGACGUAGCCUCCUCGGCUGUCCCGCUCAGGCCUCGGACCGGCCGCUGGCCUCGCCCGGACCGUGUGCGUGCCAGGCCAAGCGGGCGGGUCAGCUGGCCGCCCCGGAACCCCGGGCCCGCGGCUCGCGUUUCUGGCCGGUGCGGGCGCUUGGCGGCCCGAUCACCCGGAAGCGGACUCGGAGCGCCGCGGCCCAGCCGGACUGGAGAUGGCGCCGCCGGCCGGCGGGGCGGUGGUGGCGUCCUCUGAGCCGGGCUCGGCCGCGGCGCUCCUGGCCGUGCACGCCGCCGUGAGGCCGCUGGGCGCCGCGCCCGACGCCGAGGCGCAGCUGCGGAGGCUGCAGCUGAGCGCGGACCCCGCGCGGCCUGGCCGCUUCAGGCUGGAGCUGCAGGGCGCGGGGCCGGGGGCGGUCAGUUGGCAGUGGCCCCUGGACUCCGUCUGCUACACCGUCCGAGGCCCCGGCCAGCAUGAGCUGCAGCCCCCCCCAGGAGGGCCGGGCACCAUGAGCCUGCGUUUCCUCAACCCUCAGGAAGCUCAGCGGUGGGCAGCCCUGGUCCAGGGCGCCGCCAUGGAGGGCCAGAAUGGCAGUGGCAGCCCACCCCCAGCCCAGAGCCCAGGGACGUGCCCUGUUUCCCCACCCAGUCCCCCUGUGGCCCUCGCGCCCAAAGCCCCCCAACCCGAGGCGGAUCCGCCCUGGAGCCCUGGAGACCUGAUGGAGAAAGAAGAGCUGGUAGGACGCCUGGCCAGGGCCAUCGCAGACGGGGAUGAGGAGGGGGCGGCCCAGACGGCCGCCGCCCUGGCCCAGCAUCACGCGGCCCUCAGCGUUCAGCUCCAGGAGUCCUGCUUUCCGCCUGGUCCGCUCAGGCUGCAGGUCACGGUCGAGGAUGCCGCGUCGGCCGCGUCCACGGCGUCUUCGGCCCACGUCUCGCUGCAGGUGCACCCCCACUGCACCAUCGCAGCGCUCCAGGAGCAGGUGUUCUCGGAGUUUGGCUUCCCGCCCGCGGUGCAGCGCUGGGUCAUCGGGCGAUGCCUCUGCGUGCCUGAGCGCAGCCUGGCCUCCUACGGCGUCCGGCAGGACGGGGACCCCGCCUUCCUCUACCUGCUCUCAGCCCCUCGAGAGGCCCCAGGAUGCAGCCCUCAGCGCCCCCUGAAGACAGGUGGGGACACGGGACACUCGUGUCCUCAGCCACUGGCGCCGCCCCGGGCUCCUCAGCCGGCCAGCUCCAGCCUCCCCAGCCCUCUUCAGCCCGGCUGGCCCUGUCCGUCCUGCACCUUCAUCAACGCGCUGAGCCGCCCUGGCUGUGAGAUGUGCAGCACCCAGCGGCCCUGUGUUUGGGACCCCCCGCCCCCAGCCUCCACCUAGACCCACCACAGCUGCCUCCCCAAGUGCCACGCCAGAGCCAGAGUCAGGCGCAGCACCCCAAGCCCUUGGGCCAACGCCUGCCUUCCGGGAGCAGCGGAAGCUGGAAGCAAAGCAGAGGCAGGACUUCACCCGGGACGCAGGCACCCCAAGAGGAGCUCAGCCCACCCACCCACCCGGGGUGUCUUCAAGCCUGUGCUACCACUGAGGUCACACAACCCCCUUGUCACUGACGUGCUGCUGUCUAAACCCAGCCACUAACAGCAGUCUGGCCUGGGCCACCCAGCGGCCAUGGUGGCCAGGACACUGUCCUGUCAGAAAUCCCUUGAUCCCCGGUACAGCUCCGGCCAUUGCGGCCAACUGGGGAGUGAACCAGCGGAUGGAAGACCUGUCUCUCUCUGCGUAACUGUCAAAUAAAUAAAUAAAUCCUAAAAAACAAA
Messenger RNA from Oryctolagus cuniculus (rabbit), 1861 nucleotides. It is a transcript of the gene SHARPIN, whose product is annotated as SHANK associated RH domain interactor. Gene Ontology annotation, cellular component: LUBAC complex. Gene Ontology annotation, molecular function: ubiquitin binding; ubiquitin-protein transferase activity. The record is from RefSeq and is a predicted model, not a curated record. Gene Ontology annotation, biological process: positive regulation of canonical NF-kappaB signal transduction; proteasome-mediated ubiquitin-dependent protein catabolic process; protein linear polyubiquitination. NCBI's taxonomy places the organism in Eukaryota, Metazoa, Chordata, Mammalia, Lagomorpha, Leporidae.